GACUCUCGAACGUCUGGCUACAAUUAUACGCUGAGGUGUCACCUGCUGUGGAGACCUCUGACCCUUACCAGGUGCAUUCAUGCUACUUGAGAAUUCCAUGGAGGUGGAAGGGCCUUGGAGAGAAGUCUCCAGGAGGACGGACGGGCCGGAAGACGGCAGCACCCGUGUUGCAAGUCGUCCCCCAUCGAGUAGUCUGAGGGCUCCUUCUGCUGAUGUCCCCUCCUUGUGCCGGUCUCUGCCAGUCAGCAUCAGUCCGAACAGGUCGAAAGGGGGCGAGUCCCAGUCCUCUUCAAUGCCGUCGAUACCCAAUCCGUUUCCAGAGCUGUGUAGCCCCGCCCACUCUCCGGUCCCAAUGGGCGCUCUGCUGGGACAGAGCACCUCCUCCGCUGGGGCCACGCAUGUGGUGAAGGUGUACGGGGAGGAUGGUCGCAGCCGCUCCCUGUGGGUCCACGCGGGCACUACGGCGCGGGAUGUCAGCCGCAUGCUGGUGCAGACCGCUCACUGCGCGGACCAGGAGAGCUGGGCUCUCAUCGAGCUGCACCCGGCACUGGGACUGGAGCGCUGUCUUGAGGAUCACGAGACUGUGGUUGAGGUGCAGGCCACCUGGCCGCUGGAAGGAGACAACAGGCUCCUCUUCCGCAAGAACUACGCCAAAUACGAGUUUUUCAAGAAGCCAAUGCAGUUCUUCCCAGAGCACAUGAUAUCCGACAGCGCUGAUGUCAACAAAGGCAUGACAUCAUCAGAACUCAUCCAGAACCUGCUGAACUCCGGGAGCUGUCCGGAGAUCCAGGGCUUCCUGCAGGUGCGGGAGCCAAGCCGCAAGGCGUGGAAGAGGUUCUGCUUCUUCCUGAGGAGGUCCGGCCUCUACUGUUCCACCAAGGGCUCCUCAAAGGAGCCUCGGCAUCUCCAGUACGUAGCAGACUUGGAAGAUCUGAACAUCUACGGCGUCAUCGAUGGCCGCAAAUUGUACGGCGCCCCUUCCGACUUCACCUUUUGCAUAAAGCCGAGCAGGAAUCGCGCACGCUCGCGGGACAUGAAGCUCCUGUGUGCAGAGAACGAGCAGAUCCGCACGUGUUGGACCACCGCUUUCAGGCUCUUCAAGUAUGGAAAACAGCUCCAGUGUAACUACCAGCUGUCCCAGUCCAUACGGCUGCAGGAGGGUGCCGUGCGUCAAGGCCCCAAGCACUCUGUGACGGAAGCCUCUCUGGUGGCCAUGGAUUUUUCCGGAAAGGCUGGGGGCCGAGUGAUCGAGAACCCCAAGGAGGCGCAGCAUGCCGAGCAGGAGGAGGGACUGGCUUGGAGGAAGAAGACGGCACUGCGCUACAGCCUGCCCAACACCUGCCAUGGCUCCCGCAGCACCUCAAUUCACCAGACCCAGCCCUGGUUCCACGGGGGGGUGUCGCGUGGGGAAGCCCAGCGGCUCAUCGAGGAGCAGGGCCUUGUGGACGGGAUGUUCCUAAUCCGGGACAGCCAGCAGCAUGCCAAGUGCUUCGUCCUCUCGCUUUGCUACAAGCUCAAGACCAAGCAUUACCUCAUCAUCCCGUGUGAAGAGGGCGGCAGGAACUACUACACCAUGGAUGAUGGCGUCACGCUCUUCAUAGACCUACUGCAGCUGGUGGAGUUCCACCAGAUAAACCGCGGUAUCCUGCCCGUGUGCCUUAAACACCCCUGUGUCUGCGUAGCGCUUUAACUACGGCUCUAUAAGCCAAAGAGACAGCGGAGCCCCGAGCUCCACCGCAUCCCGGCCCUGGAUGGGUGGUUGCUUCUCCAGGGCCAGAGCAGCAGCGGUAGCAGGAGGAGUAGAAGGAGAGAUCAGCUAGAAGGAGAGAUCAGCUCUGGAGCUAUAUCCGCACUACUCGGGUCAUUCCGGAACUUCAUGCGAGCAGGUGUCCUGGCUCAAUGUGACGUUGACGAAGUCAUGUGAUCAGGUACCCCUCACAGUUUCCCGCUGAGAAAGAAGUUAACUGGACAGAAGUUAAGGUUCGGGUGUCAUCAAGGUUGAAGGGGCCAACGGUGCGUUAACUUCUCCGUGUCGGGAUGAAACAAAAGUCCCGUCUGGGAAUCCAGUAACGUCCACGAGACGGUGAGAAUGACUCUCUUCCUCUCUUUCCCUCUCUGUCUCUCUCGAGGCAACAAACCCCGGUGUCGACACAUGUAGCAGCGGCACAUUGCGCUUAGGCUCUGUUUUUCUCAUUUUUAAGUUGUUCUUUUUUACGUUUUCCCCUGUUAAAUGCAUCUUGGUUGAGAAUCCACACACGCUCUGAUUUGAAUCUAAUUAGGAGAAGUUUAGUGGGGCAUAAAAGGCCAUGAAAUUUUAAUUGGGGGUGCUGGAGCUGAAGCGCGCCGCUGGCAGACUGUUGGGGAGACGGUGCGAGACGGUGCGGCAGGACGACGCUCCCGCCUCCCCGCGGAGCCCUGUUGGGGAAACCGCUGCAGGUGUUGCGUAGGAUUCUUGCGAGAUGCCGACAGACUCCUCUGUUGAGAUGCCAGCCGGCAUCGCCUCGUCUCUCGGCCCAUUGAUAUCUGUCCUCGUGAUUUUUCUCGCUCUGUGAUGAUCCCCCCCCCCCCCACAAUCACCGAUGUGAUGGAGCCCCUGGCAAACACACUUUUUGCUUAAUUAGUGAUACCCAGAUUUUAACUUUCAACAGACCGGAUUGGUUAUCUAGAUUUUUCCAUUGGCGUGGAAAGGUUUUGAAUUUCAGAGCCUAAAUUAAAAAAAAAAAAAAAAAACUGGAUAUCUUUAGGUUGUAUUAUGUAUGUCUCCGUGAUGCAGUUCUACCUUCUCUCUUCCUCUGUCCUGCAUUUGGUUCAGUGCUCCUUCGCGUCACCGGUAGGAGACACACGUGGGCAUUAAAUUGUUCCUUCCUCCUCCACCCCUGCUCUCCUGCCCACUGUCUGCUGUGAGCUGCAGGGCAGGUGACGUAGGCCACAGGUACAUCCGAAUUUCAUGCAGAAUACCUUUAAACAAAAGAUCCGUGUGGAUUUCCCAGGAAAGCAAAGCAAGUCGUCCGAAGCUACCUUAAAAAAAAAAAAAAAAAAAAAAAGCGCUCUUUUGCACAGAUGUGGUGUUUUAAUUUACCUUCAGUGCCGUUUUUCUGGACAUUUCAAACUGACAGCUGCAGUUUUAAAAAGGGGGUUUUGUGUUUGAAGCAGCAUCCUGUCUGUCCUAUCUUUUCUUCAAAGGUUCUCAUAAAGGAAUCUCACCAGUUUUGGAUCAGUUUCUUUUUUUUUUUUUUUAAAUUUUUUUUUUAUUUUUUUUUUUUUUUAUUUUUAAAACACCAAUUGGUCUAAUUGUCCAUCACAGAGACACUGGUGAUAUUUCUUUUUGCCAGUACAACUAACAUAUUUUUAAAUGUGUGA
Molecule: messenger RNA, 3360 nt
Organism: Scleropages formosus (Asian bonytongue)
Lineage: Eukaryota; Metazoa; Chordata; Actinopteri; Osteoglossiformes; Osteoglossidae
Gene: grb7
Product: growth factor receptor bound protein 7
Exons: 16
Coding region: 80-1690 (536 amino acids)
Biological process (GO): signal transduction
Source: RefSeq, a predicted model, not a curated record